Colletotrichum tamarilloi is the source of this 566-nucleotide messenger RNA. Its product is annotated as C2H2 finger domain-containing protein. The annotation marks the transcript as partial. NCBI's taxonomy places the organism in Eukaryota, Fungi, Ascomycota, Sordariomycetes, Glomerellales, Glomerellaceae. The transcript is spliced from 2 exons. The record is from RefSeq and is a predicted model, not a curated record.
AUGAUGGGGGCCUGGAUCAAGAGAAUCGGUAAACUCAUGGGGCUCGAGGACCCUACGAUAGCCUACAAUCUGCACAACAACGCUGCCAAUGCGUUUGAUCAGAGUGUCGACGUCAGCGAGGCUUUGAGAGAUUUAGCCAUGGGACACAGCAACUCCGACCCUUUCCAGAGGCACUAUCUUGGGCACAACAUCUCUGCUGAUCUCUGGGGCAUCGUUUGUGGACAGAAGCCCCAGCAGGCACUUCUUAAGCAGUCUUGCAGCGUUGGCCACUCCAUCUCCCAGCGCCGUCCGAUCGACCUGACGGCAGAGCAGUCUGCCUUUGUUGCGACGCAUCCAACCAUAAGAGCGCUUACGAAAGCCAUCCAAAAACUGCCUCUGGGCUCCAAAGAAUACAAAGAAGCCAAAAGAGAUCUGAAACAGCAAAUCAGGGACGAAUGGGCUGAUAAGCAAGCCACAGCCGACAUCGAACGCCAAAUUCACGGCGUUGGGUUUGCCAAACCGGCGACAAUGGAUCCCUGUCGCCCUCAGAGACCAGCACAAAAGCGAUUGCUCGCCAAACUCACAGC